AUGAAACUCCACUGUUCUAUUGCAAACUUGGUUUUUGUUUUACAGUUGCAUGAGUACAUCAAUGAUGUGCAGUUUGAGAUCUUCAAAUCAGAACAGUUGGCUUUGGAGCUCAACAGUGUGCUCACAGCUGCCAUCUUUGAGUCAGAUCUGGUCAACAAGGGUAAAAAGAAGGUCCUUGAAGGCAUGGUGAGUUUCCACUUUGAUUUUAGCCCUGAUUCAAUUGACCCAGUUUUGGAGCAAUAUAGUGACUCAACUCAUGCACAGCCUGACAGCAGGGUGUUCAAGUACAGCAAGCAAUUGGCUGCACAGAAGAGUGACAUGUAUGCAGAGUACAGAGAGAGAACUGUGGUAUUGGCCAAGUUGUGUGAGCAGGUGUCUGAUCCAGUUGUGAAGGCUUGGCAGAAGGUGAGGCAGGUUAUCAAGGCCUCUGUCAUACUCACCAAGCAAGCUGUGUCUGACCUCACACCUGACUGCCCAUUGUAUCCCAUUUUCAAGGAGGAGUUGAGAAAGGCUGAUACAUCAUAUUCUCAGGAAGAGGAUUCAUUGGAGCAACUGGGUCAAGAUUCUAGCAUAUUUGUCAUCAUUGAACAGAUUGACCAGGUCUUGGAUUUCUUCCUGAAUGUCUCACCUUAUUUGCUGACAGAGGCUCAGUCAAUGACAGCAAACAUGGAGUUGAAUGAAAUCAUUAGAUCUUGGAGAGAUUGUCACAUGCAAAAUGAUGCUUGUGAUUAAUGGGGUUUGAGUCAGUCAUGUUCUGCUGGGGAAUUUUGUUCUGAAAUGCCUGAUGAUCCUUUUCUUUAUGACUGCCAAAAUUUUCUGCUUCUUUUCUUCUGCAAAUUUUCUUCUUCUGAGAUAGUAAAUUGAUUGAUUCCUUU
This is a messenger RNA of Notodromas monacha, 875 nucleotides long. Lineage: Eukaryota; Metazoa; Arthropoda; Ostracoda; Podocopida; Cyprididae. The record is from the annotation of a GenBank genome assembly.